GAGGCGCGGAGUAUUCAUAUUCAUCAUAACUAAAUAUAUCUGCUGCGUUUAAAUCUCACCUGUAGGCAAUUCUCUUCUCGCCAACUACAUAUCCCAGCAUGCAACGAUGUUUGUUUGGGCAAGUGGACGUAGAGCUUUUAGUUUGUGCGCUCUCUCCAGUGGCACAGAGCAGCGUGGAGAAUCUGGGAACUUCAAUAAAUUAACUCCAUGCAUUGUGGCACUUAAACGAACAAAAACAAGCCAAAUUUUAGAAGAUUUUUUUUUUAUUGCAAUGGGGAAUGGGAUUAAUAAGGUCCUCCCUGACUUGUACUUGGGAAAUUUCCGAGAUGCAAGAGACAGAGAACAAUUAGCCCGAAACAACAUUACACACAUUCUGUCCAUUCAUGACAAUGCAGCUCCUUUACUCCCGGAGAUGACCUAUCUUUGCAUUUCAGCAGCGGACCUGCCAACACAGAACCUAAUUCAGCACUUCAAACAAAGCAUCAGGUUCAUUCACGAGUCUCGUCUUAAAGGGGAAGGCUGCCUAGUACACUGUCUGGCCGGAGUGUCCCGCAGCGUGACUCUGGUGGUGGCGUACCUCAUGACGGUGAGCGGGUUGGGCUGGCAGGACGCUCUGGCCGUGGUCAGAGUGGUCCGGCCCACCGCUGGCCCAAACGUCGGCUUCCAACGGCAGCUCCAGGAAUUCCAGGACAAACAGGCAGAACAGUUCAGGGAAUGGUUCUACACGGAGUAUAAGGACAACCCACUAAACAACGAGGCUGAUAUUAGAGACUUAUUAUUGAGAGUGCCCAAAGUGAAUGGUGAAGUCCAAGAAGAGACCACAUCUGAACAAAUAUGACUUCACACAUGACUGAGAUGCAGCAAAAAAACUACUCUCACAAUGAACUCAGCGGAUGGACUCACAGCAUUACAAAGAACAACGUUAUUUAUUCUGUGCAAAUUGUAUCUAUUUGUCAUUGUAUAAUAUAUUUGUUAAGAAAAAGAGGUUUUGAGUGUGUUGUGUUUUGUGGGGGCUUCCAUGCUGAACGUGAUAAGGCUGUGUGCACCUCUGUCUGCUGGUGCUUCCUGUUUAUCUUAUGUGCUUGAGAAUUCAUGCAUGACAUCUACAAAAUACUGUACAGUCUUAAAUGUUCUGUUAAUUCAAUCAUUUGGUAUGGACAAAUAUAUGUUUACAUUAAAAGUAUAGGCUAAGAGUACACAUAAACAUCACUGUGACCGGUAAUAGCAAUAGACUAUAAUAUAGAACUGUAUAUACCAGUAGUACUUAUACUACUACUACUACUAUAUAGUCUAUGGUAAUAAGCUUUAAUGUAUCAUGUUUAAAAUGUCCCAGCACUGCACCAAGAAUAAAAGACCAAGACUAAAGAAAUUACUGGUUCUGUUAUGGCAAUUCAAUUUCAUGUGUAAAUCAUGGUUGAUUUAAGGACCUUGCAGCGAAUGCUA
Molecule: messenger RNA, 1443 nt
Organism: Boleophthalmus pectinirostris (great blue-spotted mudskipper)
Lineage: Eukaryota; Metazoa; Chordata; Actinopteri; Gobiiformes; Gobiidae
Gene: dusp22b
Product: dual specificity phosphatase 22b
Exons: 7
Coding region: 107-838 (243 amino acids)
Biological process (GO): protein dephosphorylation; regulation of cell population proliferation; transforming growth factor beta receptor signaling pathway
Cellular component (GO): cytosol
Molecular function (GO): protein tyrosine/serine/threonine phosphatase activity
Source: RefSeq, a predicted model, not a curated record